AUGGACCCCGUCCCUCGUCGCCCAUGGGGGCAAGUCUCCUCGGGGCCUCAAACCCCAGCCGCUUCGGCUCAGACGCUGCCCUCGAUCUCGACGCUGACGGCUAGUAUGAACGGGCCUAUUAACCCGGCGGAGAAGUCGCCAGGCAAUGCCUCCUUAAACACCAUCGAACGAGAUUCCGGCAAUUGGUCCAUGCCGCAGAGCACAAGAUCUUCUACAUAUUCCACUGCCACGAAUGGAACGGGCAACAACUAUCCAUCCUUGACCUUCCUCACCUCAACAUCACAGCCCUCUCCCAACCGCACCCAUCCCGCUCCCGCUCCAGAUCGGUCACCGUUUGGUCACGACUCGUCCACCACCCCUUCCUCCGCUGGCGCGCAACAGCCCUCACCUAGCUUCCACUCCGCGCAGCCCAACUCGGCUCUGCCCUCCAUCAAUCAGAACUUCGACAUUCCAGGCCAGCGCGGGAGUAUGUCGGAGAUGCCUGAAUCGCGCCGCAGUAGUAUCGAUAGCCGCAUGAAUCAGGGCAUUAGCUCACUCGCCAUUAACCCAACGCCGAACCCGGCCUCGCCAUACCACAGCACCAAUGCGUCCCAGUCCUCCAUUGUAUCUAGUCUCCAGCGAGAGCGAGGUAUCUCCAACGACAUGAAUUCCUACCGUGGGCCCAGAUACUCCGGUGGCUCCCAGCACCCCCCACCUCAAUCCAUGUCCCCGCUAGGAUCAAGGGCAAUGGAACAUCGUGUCUUCGCCGCCGGACGGACUGCUCCAGCCAUUUCAUCCAACCCGCGCUCUGAGAUCUACAAUGCUGAGGCACCCACGGCCGGUAUGGCAUAUGCAUUCCCGGAUCCUGACGUUGCGCGGUCCAGCUCGAUCUCUUCCACGGAGAAGUCCAACCCCCCCUUCUCCCGGAAAGGUAGCACAGCAGAGUCCCUCAGUAGCAUGUACUCAGAAUCACGCAUGCCACGAGGACAACACGAACUACCUCAGAAUGUACACCAUCAUCAUUCAUUACAGCAUAAGCAGGUGCGGGAUCUGAUCGACGAAGAAGAACCGUCCGGCAACACCCCCUAUAGCCGGACCCCCGAAUUGCGUGUUACACAUAAACUCGCAGAGCGAAAGCGGCGGAGUGAAAUGAAGGAUUGCUUCGAGGCCUUGCGCGUACGCUUGCCACAGGCCCAGAACAAUAAAUCCAGCAAAUGGGAAACCUUGACUCGCGCCAUUGAAUAUAUCAACGGGUUGGAAAAGAGCAUCAGUCAGGCCCGCCGCGAGGUCUCGAUGCUCCAGACCGAGAAUGAGGAGCUGCGCGCUCAGUUAAAUCAACAAGCCAACGGACAAUCACGUCCGCAAUGUCCUCAACCCCCCACCAACGGGUCCUCCCAAAAUGCCGCCUUUGGUGGGUUCAGCAGUGGAUCCAACGUCCCUCAAGAACAACCCCGUACUCUCCCGCCGCUCAUGAACGGCUCCGUGGCCCCAAUGCAGGGGAUCCAGUACACUGACGACCGUCGCUAA
This is a messenger RNA of Penicillium chermesinum, 1506 nucleotides long. RefSeq lists its product as uncharacterized. Gene Ontology annotation, molecular function: DNA-binding transcription factor activity; protein dimerization activity. Gene Ontology annotation, biological process: positive regulation of transcription by RNA polymerase II. NCBI's taxonomy places the organism in Eukaryota, Fungi, Ascomycota, Eurotiomycetes, Eurotiales, Aspergillaceae. Gene Ontology annotation, cellular component: RNA polymerase II transcription regulator complex. Bases 1 to 1506 code for a protein of 501 amino acids. The transcript has 4 exons. The record is from RefSeq and is a predicted model, not a curated record.